AUGCCUCUGCCUCUUCUUGCUGAAGGCGCUUCCCGCGGCCUUUCGGGCAUUCCUUAUGGAUAUACCGCGCUGAAAACAGCAGCGGGUCUUAUCGCGGUAACGGCAUUAAAACGAUACUUUGGGGGAGCCAGGAAUGUGGCAGAUCGAGUAAUGCACUCCAAGGUGGUUAUGGUUACGGGCGGGACAUCUGGCAUUGGUGCGGCAGUCGUAAAGGAUCUUGCAACUCGGGGUGCUCAAGUGAUAUUACUUACGCAACACUCUCCCUCUGACCCAUUUAUUGUCGAUUACAUUGAGGAUCUUCGUACGUCAACUGGCAACGAACUCAUAUACGCUGAACAAGUAGACCUUGCGUCGCUCUAUUCCAUCCGACUGUUUGCGACAAAAUGGAUCGAUAACAGCCCGGUGCGGCGGCUUGAUAUGGUUGUCCUUUGCGCGAAUACUCAAAAGCCAUCCUCCUCUCGGGCGUCUUACGGAACAAGCGAGGGGCUACAGGAGGAAUGGCAGAUAAACUACCUUGCAAACUAUCAUUUACUGAGCAUUUUGAGCCCCGCUCUACGAGCACAACCGCCCGACCGCGAUGUACGAAUUAUAUUCACCACCUGCUCGAGCUAUAUCGGCGCCAAUAAGCUAGACUUGAAGAUUUUAGAAAAAGCAACCGUUGCCCAGCCUCCUAGCAAAUCAUCGACGGGAGCAGCAGCGAACAAAAAGAUCAAAAAUGGGCCUGAAGCGCUGGUAACAAGCAGCAGCAUGUAUGCGACAUCUAAGCUUGCGUUAAUGAUAUUUGCACGCUCAUUCCAACAACAUUUAACUUAUACCCCACGAACCGACAAACAAAACAACCCUCUCCCGCCACCGCCCGCUCGCGUUUUGGUUGUCGACCCGGGAUUUUGCAGAACACCCGGAACCCGUCGAUGGCUAAGCGGAGGGUCCUUAUGGGGUCUUUUGUUUUAUCUCAUAACCUGGCCAGUAUGGUGGCUUGUACUCAAAUCAUCUGACCAAGGUGCACAGAGCAUUCUUAUGGCUGCAAUGGAGGCCAACUUUAGUGGCGUGGGAAUUACGGCUGUCAUUAGUCUUGAUGAGGUCAAGAAUAUGGCUGGUGAAAAUAGUGACAUGACUGGCCGUAAAAAGGUUGGGAUCGAAGGCGGAACCCUCUUGAAAGAAUGCAAAGAACGCCAGAUUCUCCGAAGUGAAAUAAUGGAUGAGAAAGUGGGUAAAGAGCUGUGGGAGUUUAGCCAGCGGCAGAUUGAGCACAAGGAAAAAGAAGCCGCUCUUCUCAGGGCAAUGGAGAAGAAAGCGAAGGCAGAAGAAGAAAAGGGGAAGGAGAAGGAGAAAAAGUCACCCUCUUCAAAAGAGAAUGAGAAGCCAGCAGAGGCAAAGAAAAAGAAAUGA
Arthroderma uncinatum is the source of this 1389-nucleotide messenger RNA. RefSeq names its product oxidoreductase. The coding region runs from base 1 to 1389 and encodes 462 amino acids. The transcript has 2 exons. Gene Ontology annotation, molecular function: oxidoreductase activity. The record is from RefSeq and is a predicted model, not a curated record. Lineage: Eukaryota; Fungi; Ascomycota; Eurotiomycetes; Onygenales; Arthrodermataceae.